Brassica oleracea var. oleracea is the source of this 1516-nucleotide messenger RNA. RefSeq names its product U-box domain-containing protein 36. Bases 83 to 1399 code for a protein of 438 amino acids. The record is from RefSeq and is a predicted model, not a curated record. Gene Ontology annotation, molecular function: ubiquitin-protein transferase activity. Lineage: Eukaryota; Viridiplantae; Streptophyta; Magnoliopsida; Brassicales; Brassicaceae. Gene Ontology annotation, biological process: protein ubiquitination. The transcript has 7 exons.
UCAAGUAACGUGUUAGAUCAAAUCUUUAUCAUAUGUAUUAAUUUCUCGUUCAUUGUGUGAUUCUAUAUGGAAAGGAGUGACCAUGACGUUAAAGGUUCCGAUCCAAGAAACGGUGAAAUUGGUUGGCUCUUUAAGAUUGUGUGGGAGCGAUAGAAGUGAACCAGUGGUGGUUAGCAAAAGAGAGAUGGUGAUGGAUGAGAAGGUUUAUGUAGCAGUGGUAGCGAGAGAUCUUGAGAGCAAGUCAAGUCUUGUUUGGGCGAUACAGAACACUGUAGGCAGAGAGUUUUGCAUCGUCUAUGUUCAUCAACCGAUGCAGAUCUCAGCCCCGGGAGAGAUGUUCCACGAGCAGAAGCUGCGGCUUUAUAGAAAAGAAAAGGAGAAAGCUUAUAAUAGUUUGGACAAGUACCUUAAUAUAUGCAGGCAAAUGAAUGUCAACGCAGAGAAGAUAUAUAUGGAAAUGGAUUCAGUAGAGGAAGGUAUUCUCCAACUGAUAUCUCAGCGUGGAGCUAAGAAGCUUGUCAUGGGGGCAGCAGCUGAUAGGAACUAUACAAUGAAAAUGAAAGAUCUACACUCCAAGAAAGCUAUUUGCAUUAGCAGAGAAGCGCCAGAUACUUGUCAUAUAUGGUUUACCUGCAAUGGAUACCUAAUAUGUACAAGAGAAGCUACGAGAAGAGAUAACUUGUAUGCUGAAGGUACAUCGUCAAGUUCCUUGACCCAAUCCGAGAUAACUAAAGGAACUGAAAGUGUUGCAAGCUCGAGUAUGGCUAAAGAUGAUGUUCAGAUCCAAGUAGCUCUCAUAGAAGCUGCCACUUCAAAUAGGGAAAAACGCUUAGAGGUGUCUAAGCGUAAGGAAGCUGAAAAAGCUGCAUCUGAUGCAAUCAAAAGGGCUAAAGAAUCGGAGAAUUUGUAUCUCAAUGAGUUGAAGCGUAGGAAAGAAACAGAGAAGUCACUGAAGGAAGCCAAAGAAGAGAUGGAAAAGAUGAGAUCAGAAGGCGAGGCGCGAAUUGCUGAGUCUAAUACGGUGAUUACAAACCUUCAAGGAAAGUAUAGCUUAUCAAUGAAAGUUUUGAGAAGACUUAGAGAUGAACACGAAGAGUUGAAGAGAGAGCUUAACGAAGUAUCAAAGCAUAAGAGUAGGUGCAAGGAAGAGGAAGCAUCUCCAUCAAAGGACCGUGAACCGCCUCAGUACUUCAUAUGUCCCAUUACACAGGAUGUGAUGGAGGAUCCAUAUGUAGCAGCAGAUGGUUUUACAUAUGAAGGAGAAGCCAUACGCGGUUGGUUUAAUAGAGGACACGAGACUUCUCCAAUGACAAACAAAAGACUUCCUCACGCGAGCUUGGUUCCAAAUCUUGCUCUUCGAUCUGCAAUCCAAGAAUGGCUUCAAGCUUCAAGCUCCUAAAACAUUGAACCAGACCCGAGCUCGGGUCUUUAUGCAUUUUUGUUGGAGACUUUAAUUUUUAAUAUAUGGUUAUGACUUCUGAUGUUUUGUAAUAAUCCACCCAUUUUCCUAUCACUA